Molecule: messenger RNA, 1640 nt
Organism: Arabidopsis lyrata subsp. lyrata
Lineage: Eukaryota; Viridiplantae; Streptophyta; Magnoliopsida; Brassicales; Brassicaceae
Product: F-box protein At1g11270
Exons: 1
Coding region: 517-1509 (330 amino acids)
Source: RefSeq, a predicted model, not a curated record
UACUUCACACUGUAAUUAUUUAUUUAUAAUUAUCUUCUGUGAUUGUGUUUUGAUUUGACGAAAUCCGUAAUAUUUUGUUUGAGAUUUUUUUGGUUUUUUAUUAUUUAUAAGAUAAUCAUUAAAAUCACUAUGAUAGAGAUAUUUAGAUAAUUGUAAUUACCAUUUCGUUAAAUGGAAGUUUCAAGUAUUCCUUUAUUUUUCGAUUUCCUAGCCCAGCUCGUGUUUGUGUAUAUAUAUAUUUGUAGCCUUAAUUCUUCUGUUGGUCAAUUAGAAAGCCACAAGACAAUGUUGAAAAGAGAUCGCUCGAGUGUUGUUGAAUCGAAAAGACAUGGCUCUAGUUUGGUUUUGAAAAGACAUCGCUCUAGUGUGGUGAAAUUGCUGCUACCACACGAUGUUGUUGGGCUCAUCCUCGAGAGACUUCCUGUGGAAUCUCUGCUGAGGUUCAAGUCUGUAUCCAACCAGUGGAAAUCCACAAUCGAGUCCCGGUGAUUCCAGGAACGACAGUUGAUCCGUCGUAUGCAAUCCCGAGGUCCUGAUGUUCUUGUAGUGUCCUUUGCUGAUGAUAAUAAUGGUGAUGAUGAAGCUACGACGGAGAGGAGAAUUGUGUUUGGUUCGUCCAUAGUUUCUACGUUCAGAUUCCCUACUUGGAACACCUUGCUCUGCUAUGGUAGUUGUGACGGUCUGGUAUGCAUCUACUGCUUUUACUCGCCGAAUAUCGUGGUGAAUCCCGCCACUAAAUGGCAUCGAAGUUGUCCUCUUUCCAACUUGCAACAGUUCCUCAUCGACAAAUAUGAUAAACAAGAGUGUGACUUCCCAGAUCCUAAGCUUGGAUUUGGUAAAGACAAACUCAAGGGCACGUUUAAGCAGGUUUGGUUAUAUAAUUCAUCCGAGUUUGGCCUCGACAACGUUACCACUUGUGAAGUUUUCGAUUUUAGUACCAAUGCUUGGAGGUACGUUCAUCCUGCUUCUCCUUAUCGGAUAAAUGAUUACCAAGAUCCCGUGUAUUUUGAUGGAUCACUUCAUUGGCUCACCGAGGGUAAAGAAUGCAAGAUAUUAUCUUUUGAUCUUCACACUGAAACUUUUCAAGUCAUAUGUAAAGCUCCCUUCCUCUGUGAACGUGACCCUGUCGGCGACACCAUGUGCAUCCUUGAUAAUCGCUUGUGCGUUUCUGAGAUAAACGGUUCCGCCCAACUGAUAUGGUCGUUGGAUUCUUCAGGCGGCAACAAGACAUGGAAGAAAUUGUGUUCGAUAAAUCUCACAGUAAAUAUCGAUUGGUUUAUGUCUUUCAGCUUCCCACUGUCUCCAAUAGCAAUCCUGGACGAGACUAAGCUAUUGCUUCAAGGUCGAAAUAGCUUGGAACAUCGGGUGAUAUAUGAUCUCCAUACCAAAUCUUAUGAUUUACUCUUCGACCCUAAAACCGGAUAUGCUGUUUAUUAUUACCAAAGCUUAUUCUCUGCUUUAUCAAAUAAAUUUGUCAUUAUUUUCUUUCUACCAAUGAACCUUUUGUAAUUUAACGUUUUCUGCAUUUUUAGUGAAGGGUGGUUUUUUCUUCUUCUAGGUUUUUCUUUGGCUUCUUGUUGAUCUCAGCUUUUUGGCAAAUCUACACUUAAUGCCCCAUUUUGACAUUUUUGGUUUUUAUU